AGAUUUAAGUCUCUGAUGAGAUCUUUAAAGCAUGCAGGGCUUUUGUUGACUGUUUUAGGGCUUUCGUAUGUAAAAGCACAUUUUAAAAGCACUUUGUCAUUGUUGACACCACCGCUUUCACUUAUAGAUGCUGUGGAGGAACCUGGAGACGAAGAAGGAUCUAAACCAAAGCAGAAAUCAUUUGUACCAGCUUUGGUUCCUCCCAAAAUUCCUGAUGGAGAGAAAGUUGAUUUUGACGACAUUCAUCGCAAACGCAUGGAGAAAGACCUAACAGAGUUGCAGACGCUCAUCGAAGCUCACUUUGAGAAAAGAAAGAAGGACGAAGAAGAACUCAUCGUCCUCACUCAGAGAAUCGAGAACCGGAGGUCAGAACGGGCCGAACAGCAGAGGAUUCAUGCAGAACGAGAGAAAGAACGUCAAAACAAACUCGCCGAGGAAAAGGCACGAAAAGAGGAAGAAGAGGCAAAGAGGAAAGCUGAUGAUGAUGCAAAGAAGAAGAAAGCUUUUGCAAACUUUCACUAUACAGGAUACUUGCAAAGGACAGACAAGAAGGGCGGACAGAGGAGACAAACCGAGAGAGAAAAGAAAAAAACGAUUCUCAAUGAGCGACGUAAAGAUCUGAACGUGGACAACCUCAGUGAGGAUAAACUCAGAGAGAAAGCAAACGAACUGUGGAAGUGGAUGCGGCAACUGGAAGGGGAGAAAUUCGACCUGCAAUACAAACAUAUGUGUCAGAAAUAUGAGAUCACUGUGCUUAGAAAUCGAGUCAGCGAACAUCAAAAGAUUACCAAAGGCUCAAGAAGUAAAAGAGGACUGAGAAAAUAAAGCUGCUUCAUCAGCAAUCUCUACUCGUAAGAGAUCAAAGACCACUGAGAUUUAUGCUUUAAGAUUAUAGUUUGUUUUUCUUCUGGCAUAAAUAAUGCAAUAGUUGUAGAAAUGAUAAUUAAAUCAGCACUGCAUUAAUGGGGUGACACAGAACUACUGCUGUUAAAAACUUUAUUAAACUUUGCUGAAGUUAUUAAAAGCUGACAAAUGUAUGCCCAUGUUUAAUGUUAUAAGUAACCAUAAUAUACUGCAGGUAAAUAUGAGAACAUGAGAUCUAAAUGAGCCAUCCAGGUGUUAAACACUCAUAAGUGUUUAUAUCUAUAUAUUUUAUUUAAACAUGCACAAACACGAUGCGAUACAGUCUGUAACACUCAAGACGCAUAAAAAUACUUUUACAUUUCGAAACAAUUGCAAAGAGUUACAUUGACAUAUAAAAAUGCUUUUACUGAAUACAAUUUUACUCUUUAUUGUAACAUGAAAUAAAAAAAUAUCAUGUUUUUGUCAUUGCAUUUCAUGCAUUGUUACUUAUUGUUAUUGUUACUACCUCCCCAAAAGAAAUAAAGCAUGUCAUUCUUACCAUUUUUCUGAAAUACUUAACCAGAAUAAAAAUGCAAUUAAAGUUUAA
Molecule: messenger RNA, 1450 nt
Organism: Misgurnus anguillicaudatus (oriental weatherfish)
Lineage: Eukaryota; Metazoa; Chordata; Actinopteri; Cypriniformes; Cobitidae
Gene: tnnt2b
Product: troponin T type 2b (cardiac)
Biological process (GO): cardiac muscle contraction; regulation of muscle contraction; sarcomere organization
Cellular component (GO): troponin complex
Molecular function (GO): tropomyosin binding; troponin I binding; troponin C binding
Source: RefSeq, a predicted model, not a curated record